Molecule: messenger RNA, 339 nt
Organism: Fonsecaea multimorphosa CBS 102226
Lineage: Eukaryota; Fungi; Ascomycota; Eurotiomycetes; Chaetothyriales; Herpotrichiellaceae
Exons: 1
Coding region: 1-339 (112 amino acids)
Source: RefSeq, a predicted model, not a curated record
AUGGAGUGGGCAGGCAUGUACGCGGUCAACUGGGUGCGCAAAAUGGCCCAGGAACAAAUCCACAGCGUCGAUCCAAAGCAAGAGGCCAUUGAUGAUUUCAACGUCUACACGCAGGAAUUUCUCAAACGCACCGUUUACACCAGUCAUUGCCGCUCGUGGUACAAGAACAACAAGAUUGAUGGGCCGGUCACCGCCAUGUGGGCCGGAUCCCCCAUGCAUUUCAAGGAGAUGAUGAGUGUUCAGCGUGGCGAAGAUUUCGAUAUCAAGUAUUGCUCGCCCAAUCGUUUCCGGUUCUUUGGGAUGGAACCACCGAAAGAGAUGCAAAGGAUAUGGAUCUGA